Rhinichthys klamathensis goyatoka is the source of this 1710-nucleotide messenger RNA. It is a transcript of the gene ndrg4, whose product is annotated as NDRG family member 4. NCBI's taxonomy places the organism in Eukaryota, Metazoa, Chordata, Actinopteri, Cypriniformes, Leuciscidae. Gene Ontology annotation, cellular component: cytoplasm. The record is from RefSeq and is a predicted model, not a curated record. The transcript has 18 exons. The coding region runs from base 83 to 1462 and encodes 459 amino acids. Gene Ontology annotation, biological process: positive regulation of ERK1 and ERK2 cascade; brain development; signal transduction.
GCACCCACAAGCAAACAAAAAGAGAGGCUAAACACAUCAAAAUCUUUUUAGACGACAACAGGAACACAGUCCUUAAGCAAAGAUGGGGCCCGGAUUGUUCUGGAACUUUCCAUCCAAGACUAGCUGCACGGUUCCACAGAGCCUGCUGCAGACAAUGUUGCACUCCAGGAUGGCUGGCAUGAAGGAUCAGCAAUUCACUGAGGAGAAACCGCUACUGCCAGAAUCCAGGGGACAGGAAACAGAGAUGGCUAAAGGACAGUGUGUGCACGUGCCGCUGCCCUGUGCUACGCCCUCCCCCCACAAGGCUCGCCCCCCAAAACGCUGGCAUGCCAUCGCCCGACACUGGCUCGGCCUGACGCGCCGUCGGACCAGCGGGUACUUCCCGGAAAACUGCGAUACCUUUGUGGCUACAGGAGACUGGAAGGAACAUGACAUUGAAACCCCUUAUGGGAUGUUGCAUGUGGUGAUCCGCGGGGCUCCCAAGGGCAACAAGCCAGCUAUCCUUACCUACCAUGAUGUUGGGCUCAACCACAAGCUGUGCUUCAACACCUUCUUCCACAAUGAAGAUAUGCUGGAGAUCACUAAGCAUUUUGUGGUGUGCCACGUGGACGCCCCAGGCCAGCACAUUGGUGCCCCCCAGAUGCCACAAGGGUAUCAGUAUCCCACCAUGGAUCAGCUAGCUGGGAUGCUUCCUAGUGUGGUGCAACAUUUUGGCUUCAAGAGCAUUGUGGGAAUUGGAGUCGGGGCUGGUGCCUACAUCCUCGCCAAAUUUGCUCUGAUUUUCCCUGAUCUUGUGGAGGGUCUGGUUCUACUCAACAUUGACCCCAAUGGGAAAGGAUGGAUCGACUGGGCUGCUACAAAAUUGUCUGGACUAACCAGUGCUUUACCAGACACUGUCCUGGCCCAUCUCUUCAGCCAGGAAGAGCUUAUGAACAACACAGAAAUUGUGCAAAACUACCGCCAACAGAUCAAUAACACCGUCAACCAGUUUAACCUACAGCUCUUCUGGAAUAUGUACAACAGCCGCAGGGAUUUGGAAAUGAACCGCAGUGGCUCUGUGCUAAAUGCUAAGACCCUGAGUUGCCCGGCCAUGCUGGUCGUUGGUGAUAAUGCUCCGGCUGAGGAAGGCGUGGUUGAGUGCAACUCAAAGCUGGAUCCAACCAACACCACAUUCCUGAAGAUGGCUGAUUCAGGCGGAAUGCCUCAAAUUACACAGCCUGGGAAACUAACAGAGGCUUUCAAGUACUUCCUGCAGGGAAUGGGCUACAUUGCUUAUGUGAAGGAUCGGAGAAUGAGUGGGGGGCCAGUGCCUUCGGCCAGUAUGACCCGUCUUGUUCGCUCUCGGACAGCUUCUCUGACCAGCGCCGGCUCCGUGGAUGGUUCUCGCAACCGUGCAUGCACAAACUCAGAUAGCAGUGAGGGAGUUGGGCAGGUCAGCCACACCAUGGAAGUGUCCUGCUGAACCCUCGUGCACUGUCUCACACGCACACAUUUAGAGAGACGUGGCAUGGAAGGAGAGCGUGAGAAGAAUGAAGGUCUCAUACUGCUUUCAUUCUUUCUUUCUCAGCCAUUUUCUAUGUCCCUUUCUCUCAGUUUUUCAGUGUUAGCCCUCAUAAAGGAUUAGUUCAUCCAGAAAUGAAAAAUACUUCAAUUAUUUAAUCACCCAGAAGUCUUCAAAAACCUGUCUGACUUUAUUUCUUUUGUAGAACA